Messenger RNA from Closterium sp. NIES-65, 1182 nucleotides. The record is from the annotation of a GenBank genome assembly. NCBI's taxonomy places the organism in Eukaryota, Viridiplantae, Streptophyta, Zygnematophyceae, Desmidiales, Closteriaceae.
AUGAUCCCGCGGGACCUCCUCUCACGGCCUCGCCUCGUCGUCCGUCGUGUCGCCUCACGACGCUGCCUCCUCACGCCACCUACCCCUUCCCGCCUCCCCGUUUCCCCUUGCCCGCCUCCCCAAUUCCCCUUCCCGCUCCCCGUUUCCCCUUCCCGCCUCUCCGUUUCCUCUUCCCGCCCCCCAUUACCCCUUCCCGCCUCCCCGUUUCCCCUUUCCGCUCCCCAUUACCCCUUCCCGCUUCCCCGUUUUCCCUUCCCGCUCCCCAUUACCCCUUCCCGCCUUCCCGUUUCCCCUUCCUGCCUCCCCAAUUCCCGUUCCCGCCUCCCCGUUUCCCCUUCCCGGUCCCGACUUCCCCUUCCCGCCUCCCCGUUUCCCCGUCCCGUUCCCGUUUCCCCUUCCCGCCUUCCCGUCUCCCCGUCCCGCUCCCCGUUUUCCCUUCCCGCCUCCCCGUUUCCCCUUCCCGCUCCCCUUUUCCCCUUCCCGCUCCCCGUUUCCUCUUCCCACCUUCCCGUUUCCCCUUCCCGCUCCCCAUUACCCAUUCCCGCCUCCCCGUUUCCCCUUCCCGCUCCCCGUUUCCCCUUCCCACCUUCCCGUUUCCCCUUCCCGCUCCCCAUUACCCAUUCCCGCCUCCCCGUUUCCCCUUCCCGCUCCCCGUUUCCCCUUCUCGCUCCCCACUACCCAUUCCCACCUCCCCGUUUCCCCUUCCCGCUCCCCAUUUCCCAUUCCCGCCUCCCCGUUUUCCCUUCUCUACUCCUCAAUUCUCGUUCCAGCCUGCACGUUUCCCCUUCCCGCUCCCCAUUACCCCUUCCCGCCACCCCCCUUCCCGCCUCCCCAUUACCCCGUUUCCCCCCUUUCUCCCUCUCGUUUUGCCCCCUUCUCCCUCUCGUUUCCCCGCCCCCCCCUCUCGUUUACCCCCCUUCCCCCUCUCAUUCCUCCCCCUUCUCCUCAUUAUUUUCCCCGCUUCUCCCUCUCAUUUCCCCCCUGCAUUACCCUUCCCCUCCCUGCAUUACCCUUCCCCACCCUGCAUUACCCUUCCCCACCCUGCAUUACCCUUCCCCACCCUGCAUUACCCUUCCCCUCUUUUUCAAGAUCCUCCUGCCUUUCCUUCUUUUCCCCUCUCCUGCUGCCUUUCUCUCUUUUCAGCUCUCUUCAACAAGUGUUGAACAAAUUAUGACCAGCUAG